CAUCGAUGGGACGUCUCGUCAGCUGCCGUCGUGUCGGGAUUGGAAUGUUACCGACUAACAAUCGGAACAACUGAGCACUCGGUAACUGGACACUAAGAUCAAGGAAUCCCGUCUUUUGAACAUUUUCCUAGCUAUUCACCUGGUCUGAGGUUAGCGUCUGUUUGCUUCGUGUCGACCGGAUAACUUGGCCGACAUCGCCGAUGAGGUUUUUAUUUUAUAUCAGCGCGUUUGAGGGUAUGUGGCGAGGUUAUAAUAAAUAACAAGAGAAAUGCAGGGAUUCGUCAGGUUACAGUUGUACCGCUGAGCUGCCCCUGCGCUACGACAAUCCCCCCGUUUUUUUUUUGCUUCUCUUCACACGGGACCAUGGAGUGAUAACAGAGGGGGAAUAGGACGAAAUCACCCGGAGGCAUUUGGUUUCGAGCGCGGCGGCCACACCGAUGGGUUUUUGCACUCCCUGGUCAAUGUGUUACCGAGUUUAACAUCCAAACCUCAAACCGGGGCAUACCUUUCCGCCUGGGAGAGCCUCGGGGACCCCUGCCGCUGUUUACCCUCUGAAGAGAGUUCCCAGACGGCCGUCGGACAGUUUCCCAUUUGAAUUGCCCUGUACAGCCAGCCUGAAUGAGGCUGAGAAGAAGCGCCGGGGAAGAGAGUCGCUGCACGUGAUUGUGUCCGAGAGGGUCCGCUGGCCAGCACUGAGCGUUUUAGUCACCUCAGCCCCGCUGUAGGCGCUGUGCGAUAUGGUGAAACUCUACAGAAGAGGGAGAACGGGACAAUACUUUUAAAAUCGCCCACAUGCACUGGAUCAAUUGCUGGAUUUGGGAACCGAUUAAGCAGAAGGAGGGUUGGGGAUCCUUUGAGGCUGCCGGAGGAUGGAGCGGUGUAGCCGGGGUUGGUGAGAGCCUAACUUCGGGCCACUUUACAUUUCUUAUUCCUAAACAAUUCGCCCCUGUUCCCAGGACACAUGCAGGCCAAAAAACGCUACCUGAUCCUGCUCUCCGCCGGUGCAUGUCUAGUGCUUCUCUUUUACCUCGGAGGGGUUCAACUUCCAGCGGCGAGCAGGAGCCGGCAUGACCGCAGCCGAAAUGGGUACCGGCCCGACCAGCCCUGGCCUCAUUUCUCGGACCCUUUACAUCUUUUCCUGCCCUGGGAUCAGACGGACACCGAGGAGUACAACCUGCACAUAUCUCCGAGGCAUAAGAGGGACGUCAACACGAGUGUUUACAAAGGCAAACGGUGCCGCAUGGAUUCAUGCUUUGAUUUCUCUCUGUGUCAAAAGAACGGAUUCAAAGUGUAUGUUUACCCGCAGCAGAAGGGGGAGAAGAUCUCCGAGAGUUAUCAGAAUAUUUUAUCGACCAUUGAGGGGUCAAGGUUUUACACCUCAGACCCCGGACAGGCGUGUCUGUUCGUCCUGAGUUUGGACACUCUGGACCGAGACCAGCUGUCCCCGCAAUACGUCCACAACCUGAAGACCAAGGUCCAGAACCUGCCUCUGUGGAACGACGGCAGGAACCACCUCAUAUUUAACUUGUACUCGGGGACGUGGCCGGACUAUACGGAAGACUUGGGCUUUGACAUCGGCCAGGCCAUGUUGGCCAAAGCCAGUAUCAGCACCGAGAACGUCAGGCCCAACUUCGACGUGUCCAUCCCCCUCUUCUCCAAGGAGCACCCGAGGACCGGCGGAGAGAGGGGGUACCUCAAGUACAACUCCAUCCCGCCUUUUAGAAAAUACAUGCUGGUGUUCAAGGGGAAGCGCUACCUGACAGGUAUCGGCUCGGACACCAGGAAUGCCUUACAUCACGUCCACAACGCAGAGGAUGUGGUGCUGCUCACCACCUGCAAGCAUGGCAAGGACUGGCAGAAGCACAAGGACGCACGCUGUGACAAGGACAACGCAGAGUAUGACAAGUACGACUACAAGGAGAUGCUUCACAACUCCACCUUCUGUUUGGUGCCCCGCGGCAGACGACUGGGCUCUUUCCGCUUCCUCGAGGCGCUACAGGCUGCGUGUGUGCCGGUGAUGCUGAGUAACGGUUGGGAGCUGCCUUUCUCCGAGAUCAUUGACUGGAACACAGCCGCAGUGAUCGGCGACGAGAGACUCCUACUGCAGAUCCCGACCACAGUGCGCUCUAUCCACCAGGAUAAGAUCCUGUCCCUCAGACAGCAGACUCAGUUCCUCUGGGAGGCCUACUUCUCCUCUGUGGAAAAGAUAGUGCUGACCACACUGGAGAUCAUCCAGGACCGCGUGUUUGAGCACGGCUCCCGGAGCAGCCUGAUGUGGAACAGUCACCCUGGGGGACUUUUCGCCCUGCCGCAGUACUCAGGAUACCUGGGAGACUUCCCCUUCUACUACGCCACACUGGGUAUAAAACCGUACCCCAAGUUCACAGCGGUCAUCCAUGCUGUCUCUCCUCUGGUGUCUCAGUCCCAGCCCAUACUCAAACUCCUGGUAGCUGUGGCCAAGUCCCAGUACUGUGCACAGAUCAUUGUCCUGUGGAACUGUGACAAGCCUCUCCCGGCCAAGCACCGCUGGCCUGCCACCUCAGUGCCCGUCAUCGUCAUCGAGGGAGAGAAUAAGGUGAUGAGCAGUCGUUUCUUGCCCUACGAGACCAUAGUGACCGAUGCUGUCCUCAGCCUGGAUGAAGACACAGUGUUGUCCACCACAGAGGUGGACUUUGCCUUCACGGUCUGGCAGAGUUUUCCAGAGCGAAUCGUAGGUUACCCCGCUCGCAGCCACUUCUGGGACAGCAACAAGGAGCGUUGGGGCUACACAUCCAAAUGGACCAACGAUUAUUCAAUGGUGCUGACUGGGGCCGCCAUCUAUCACAGAUAUUACCAUUACCUGUACACCAACUACUUGCCCACUAGUCUGAAGAGCAUGGUUGACCAGCUGGCCAACUGUGAGGACAUCCUGAUGAACUUCCUGGUCUCUGCUGUCACCAAGCUGCCGCCCAUCAAGGUUACACAGAAGAAACAGUACAAGGAGACAAUGAUGGGACAGUCUUCAAGGGCUUCUCGCUGGGCUGAUCCGGACCACUUUGCCCAACGGCAAACCUGCAUGAACAAGUUCGCCAGCUGGUUUGGCGCCAUGCCUCUGGUCCACUCCCAGAUGAGACUGGACCCCGUCCUGUUCAAGGACCAGGUCUCCAUUCUCCGCAAGAAAUACAGGGACAUUGAGAGGCUCUGACAGGACCGGCGCCCCCUAGGGGGAGACCCUACGCAGGGGGAGGCGUGCGAGAGAGACCCUGUGGAGAGUAGUAGUAGGACUACAGCAGGAUGGACAGGGAGUGACACAGCUCUGUCUUCCACUCAGCACAUUGCCAAUGACCACAGCGCCGCUGCUGCCAGGACUUGACGUGGAAAGGGAUGAAUGGGAAACAAGCAGAUGGCGUUUGGAUAUGAAAAAUACAAACAAAAAUCUCAAACACAGACAGACAAACAGGAGUACACAAACUGAUGGACAUGCCAAACAGUACUGUAUGUUUUGCAAAUGUGCAAACACACAGCACCCACUACUGACGACAAGAACUCUUGGAUAGAAUAUUUUUUUGUACAACAUGAACAUGGACGACAUUGACUUUCCUGCUCUCUUGGCACGUGUGCAGGACGGUAGAAGAGGGAAGGUGUCCAUGAUCGCAAAUCUGGCAACCCCACCACCAUAAAUCCUACUGGUCGCCCCUAGCUACCCUCCCCAGUAUGCAUCAGGACUUAAUAUUGGACUACCAAAACCCAUGCUUUAUAGCCCAGGAUACCCUGUUCUCAAGUUGAUUUGAUUUCUGUACAAAUCAGCUCUCUGGUGUCACUGUUGACCCUUUCUCCUCUCUGAGAGGUAAUAUUUUUAUUCUCAAGGCUGAAAAGGUAAACAGAAGUGUCCUGACAAGGUUUUUAUAGCAGAGCAGCCAUUAUUUCUUGACAUUCUUGCCCAUCAACACACAUCCUUGAGCCGGAAAACAUCCUGUCUGUCCUAUCUUCGGCUCAUUUCUUGAUGUGCUGAUAUGGCAUUUAUAAUGGUCUAUCUGCGUCCCUGUUAUCACAAAGAUAAGUUAGAAAAACAUCUUGUUUCAUAUUCCAUUUUACUCUCAUACUCACCACAGCAGUUGUACUUUUCUCAUCUUUUUUUCUUACUUACUUUCAUCAUCUUUUAUUUUACCCAUUCAAACUCUCUGUACUUUCCGUCUUCUGUGUGUGUGUGUGUGUGUGUGUGUGUGUGUGUGUGUGUGUGUGUGUGUGUGUGUGUGUGUGUGUGUGUGUGGCCUAAAAGAAGUUGGCUCAUCCAACCAUAAGCUUAAGCGGAGUACAUUUUCACUCCGUUGGAAUGAGUGAAAUGAACAUUUCUGGAUGAAAUGGAGCAAAACGUUGCAUUCAAACCCAAACUUGUUUUUGCCCAUUUAUUUCUUCCUCCAUGGCCUCCAAGCACUAACUUACAGGGAGAGAUGGAAUAAAAUUUCAGCCCAUAGCAGGUCUUUAGUGACCAGCUUCAUUUCACAAAUGUGCUUGUGGAGAGAUUUUUAACGCUGAGCGCAUCAGUGCCAUUCUGACAUCAAGGUCUGCCUUUAAAAUUGUUUAUUGCACAUCACGUUGCCUACAUCAGUUUGAGAUGCCUAGAUGCUCUCAAGUUGAAAUAUUGUAGUCAUCGGUCCAAUGUGGCUCUCCUGCCACCAUGAUUAUUAUUUUUUUCCGUGACAUAUCAGAGGACCUCAGACCCAUUAAAUUGGCGAAAGGUUUUCUCCUCCAUUUGUCAGGCAGAGAUACGCUUUGGCUUCAAUUAGGUAAAGCUAUUUCAUUUUGAGUGCUGUUUUAUUCCCAGGGGACAAGCUGUUGAUGAAACACUCUCACAUUAUGGACCAUUGUGUUGUGGAAGCAGUGACCCACAAACAUGACCUGCUGGCUAAUGCUAGCCUUGGGAGGACAGUUUUUUUUUUCUCGCACACACCCUCCACUGCUCACAUCACCAUCAUAUCCACAUCAAACUGCCUGACAUUUUGCACCUUAAAUUACCUUAUUGGUAUUGCAUAACCAGAUUAAAAUUCUAAAAUAACUAGCUAUCUCAACCUUUAAUUGAUCAUUUCGAAGAGAUAUGUUGUCUGUGAAAAUGGCUGGCUCGUAGCAGAGCUGAUACACGCUGUCAUUAGGUCUGCAUGCAGCAUGCAGCCGAGAGCACGGCAGUCCAGUCGCACAUUUAGUUUGCAGACACUUAAAUGAAAGCAGCAUGCUUUUAGUGGCCUUUCUGUUGGGCAGGCAUUGUCUCUGCCAAAGUGUGUGUGUGUGUGUGUGUGUGUGUGUGUGUGUCAACAUCGUCAGUAUCAGUCUCACACAUUCAAUUACUUUGAGUUUUUUUCAUUGAUUUGUUUUAAUUUUGUUUUACGGAUAGUUUUAUAUAAAAUGUAUUUUAAAGCCUUUACAGUGUCAACAAAGGUGUUGUUCAUGCUAUCAACUAAGUGUCAUAUCCAAAUGCUACUAAUGCAAAGCUACUCUUUUUCAGCAUGUAUCAAAGCCAGCAGGACUAUUAUGUUUUUAUUUUAUUUUUUCUCACAUCAUUGCUUUAAAUAUCAUGUUUGUAUUUGCAUUCUGGGACUUCAAGUUUGGAGUGUUAUUUGUCUACCAGGAGAGAUUUAUGAUCUGUUUAAUGUGGAGUCAAACAGCAAAUGUUCUCUCAUCUACAGUACGUGAUUCCUGGAAAAGCAUGCUCCUCAUUUGGUCUGCAUCUGGUCCCUAUUUCAUCUUCAGAGAACCAUACUGUAUUGCUUUUUAUUCCAUAUCAAGCCUUUUAUGUCUGAUCGUUUGAAUCACUGUAUGUGCAUCAUCUCAAGAGAACCACGUCCCCCAGCUUUGAAGAUAUCUCGCGAAAAAAAAACACCCAUUUCAAAUCCCUGUACAUAGUCAUAUAUUUAUUUUUGGAAAAGAAAAAAAAGACAGUGUAUGAUUUGAGAUGACAUGGCGAGAACAUAAGACUGAUCCUGCAUUGCCGAGGGGAGUUAAUGGUAUUUAUUCGGUUUAUUUUCUACACGCUGUGCACAUUAAUCCACAAAGAUGCCGAUAUACAGCUCAUAUUAUGUUUCACUCUGCAUUGGUUUUCCAGGGAAACAUACAUCACACUCUUUCUCAUACAGAACUCUCAAGAGAUAGAAAACAUUUUCAGAGUUUUAACUCUAAAAGAUUGCAUACACCAGUGAUCUAGAAUUGGAUUGGGCCGCACAAUCUUAGCUCUCCGCGGGAGUCAAAUUGCAAAGUCCCAAUAAAGACUACGCCAACUGACACAUGGAAAAUAAUAAGCAGCUGGGUCCUCUGAACCAGAUGGAAACAUUUUCAGAUUCUGCAGUAACAUCCACCCCCCCAUGCAUUACAAUAAUGGGUCUGAGGCUGUGACACAGUUGUUUAAACUGCCUUGUUCAAAGCUUGGUUUCAGGUCAGAUAACUUGGCAAAGGAACUUGCUCCAUCUUUCAGUUGGCGUGCUGUACAUCAUCGAGUCCAGAGCUCCGUCAGAGUGUGAUGGAUAUGAUUUAGGCCACCAGGAAAACCUCUGCAUCUGCUUAAAAUGCCUCUGUCAUGUCUGUCAUUUGAUCAGGAGGAACAUUAUGCAAGUUAUCAUUCUGUGCUUUAAAACAGAUGAUAGAAUUUUACCCAAAAUGUGCCAGGCAUUUGGUGUUUAUAGUGGCAAUGGCAUGUGUGCUAAAAACUAGUCUGUUCUUGAUUUGUGCCUUUUUAUCAACAUGUAAGUUCUUGACAUGCCAAGCACUGUCUGUCCUAGACUUGUUAUUUCCAGUAGACAGGCAGCAAUAGCACCAUAUGCAGGACCAGAACAGCCCUGCCUUCAUACACUGGAUGAGUCACAGCUUCCAUUCUCUUGUUGUAACACCCCGUUUUCAUCUUUGUGUUUGGACACUGUUGCUAAGGUGACAACAUAUGACCACUUCCUGUUUGGAAUUAUUUAUCAGUGAUUUGGCUGUAUCAUUUUACCAAUCAGCAGUAAUAUCUGUUGAUCUGUAAGGACUCUAUCUAGCCUAGCUGUCCUGAUGCCUUCUCCUCCCUCCUACCUUGUAAUUAACAGAAGACUUUUAUAGAGGUCACAAAUGAAAUAGAUACAUGCCAAUUUUGUAAGAAUGAUUUAUAAAAAAAAUAAACUCAUAUUUGAUGAUAACUGUA
Messenger RNA from Sander lucioperca (pikeperch), 7141 nucleotides. It is a transcript of the gene ext1b, whose product is annotated as exostosin glycosyltransferase 1b. Gene Ontology annotation, molecular function: glycosyltransferase activity. Gene Ontology annotation, cellular component: membrane. NCBI's taxonomy places the organism in Eukaryota, Metazoa, Chordata, Actinopteri, Perciformes, Percidae. The record is from RefSeq and is a predicted model, not a curated record. The transcript is spliced from 11 exons. The coding region runs from base 962 to 3184 and encodes 740 amino acids.